Molecule: messenger RNA, 2662 nt
Organism: Mobula hypostoma (lesser devil ray)
Lineage: Eukaryota; Metazoa; Chordata; Chondrichthyes; Myliobatiformes; Myliobatidae
Exons: 5
Coding region: 198-1121 (307 amino acids)
Biological process (GO): B cell differentiation; B cell receptor signaling pathway
Cellular component (GO): B cell receptor complex; external side of plasma membrane
Source: RefSeq, a predicted model, not a curated record
UGCUCCUCUCGUGUCGGGUGUCCGGAGCGCCAGCGCUCGACCCCGAGAGGAAAGCAGUUCCAGUGGGAUCGGCUGGUCCCAACCGAAGAGGAGAGCUCGCCUGGCUGGGAAGGGAGCGACAGAUCGGAGGCGCUGACUGAACUCAAUGGACAGCCUAUGAGCAGAGCUGUGUUAAUUGAAAAUAGUUUGACUGUGCGAUGAUGAGGGCGCAGCUCCGAAAACUGAUCUUGCUCCUUCUUCUUCUGGACAACUCCCUCGCCACCCUCCACGUGUCCCAGUGGCCUCGGAGGUUGGAGGUCCCGAGUGGCUCCAACGUGACGCUGCACUGCGAAGUUCUGGGGCUGACGGAGCCCCGGGUGAUCAUCUACCCUUAUUGGGUGAUCGGCGGGACGGAGGAGCGAGAAGAGGAACGUGUCAUCUACCCGCCCCCACAGGAAACCCGGCCGGAAGACGCCCUACCUGAGAGUGAGAUCGGCACGGGACUCUCCCUCCAACUCCGGCACCUCCGCCCGAGCCACUCCAACACCUACCGCUGCCUGGCGUCCGUUCAUCUUCCCGACCGGCGGCUGCUGCUCCGAGGGAACGGGACCGUGCUCCUGGUACGAGACAUCUCGCUCGCCACCCUCUCCGUGUCCCAGUGGCCUCGGAGGUUGGAGGUCCCGAGUGGCUCCAACGUGACGCUGCACUGCGAAGUUCUGGGGCUGCCGGAGCCCCAGGUGAUAAUCUACCCCUAUUGGGUGGUCGGCGGGACAGAGGACGAGGGAGAGGAACGUGUCGUCUAUCCGACUCCCGAGGGAUCCCGGCAGCAAGAUGCUCUCCCUGAGUGUGAGAUCGGCACGGGACUCUCCCUCCAACUCCGGCACCUCCGACCGAGCCACUCCAACACCUACCGCUGCCUGGCGUCCGUUCAUCUUCCCGACCGGCAGCUGCUGCUCCGAGGGAACGGGACCGUGGUCCUGGUACGAGGUUCUCCUCGGGAGCCACUGCCUUUUUACAUCCUGCUCGUCCUGAAGACGCUCGCACUCCUAGUCCUGACCACCGUGUACCGGCUCCCAAAGAGCAACAGCGAACCCGCGCACCGAGCGCCCCCUGGCGGUCGUUCCGUAAAGUGCGGACUCUGAGGCGACAGGGACAGCGGAGAAAAAGCCCCAUCACUGCUGGCGGACCCAGGACACUUCCUGAAGUACCUCCUCUUGCAGCCUGGACUGUGCCAGCAACCAGCUUUCUCCCACCGACACCUCACUGUCAGGAGAGACCAACAAAUUUCCGACAGACCAAAGGACGUCCUUCAUCGACCCGAUGAUCUUCUAGUAGAACUUGAUGCCCGUCUGUGUGUGACCUGGGAAAUAGUCUGUUUCUCAGAGAAUCCUUCGUUUCACAGCUGAUGGGGAUUAACCCGAUCACAGCCGUCCCGAAGGUAACGUGUUGUGGUAAUGAUAGAGGAAGGUUCCUACCGGGAGGAACAUUUUCAGCUCAGCCUAGCGAUGUCUUUGUGCUUGUUACUGCGAUCAGGCGAUGCGGCGUUCUGCCGUUUGCUCAGCGAUUCACCCCACGGCCUCUCGUUCUUAAAUUCAUAGUGAAUGCUUUCAUUAGUGUUCGAUUACACUCCUUAAUACCAAUAGGAUCGUUGUCACUCAUGUUCACUACUACAGUAAUUAAGGAGCUUCCUCACCCAACCCGGCCCCUCCCUCUCCAGUAGUGAAGGCCCUUCCUCAUCCUGCCCUGCGGUGCCUGAACCCGGCUUCAGCGCCUCCAUUAGCACGGUGUCUUGUCGCCAUUCGGCAGCUCCCAUCCACGGACAUCUCGAUGAUCAAUGAGGUCGGGCGGAUCAAAGGCGCCUUUCACCGAGUUGAUGAUCUGCCGGCUGCGCUUGAUGUCCGUUUCUUUGUCUGUCCCUGCGAACAGCCCGGAGAUGAGAGAGUCCUCUGUCACGCAACUGCUCGGGAUGAACAAUGAAACACGACUUCUCACCUUUCUCACCUCUCCACAUCAUUCACUGCAGACCCUGCCGCCGCAAACACCUCCCGUCAAUCAAUGCAUUCCGGGUUCUUUCCUGCAGCGUCGUCUGAUCCAUCCAUCUGAUUGGCUAUACAUCUGUGACUGACAGCGGCUGGUUCGUUCCCGGAGAAACACUCGCAACGCGCUGGAGGAACUCAUCAAGUCGGGCAGCAUCCGUGGAAAGGAUCAGUCAAUGUUCCGGCCCGAAACGUUGACUGAUGCUUUCCACGAAUGCUGCCCGACCUGCUGAGUUCCUCCAACGUGUCGUGCGUGUUGUAAUAACAUUUCAGUAUUGAUUAAAGAAGGUAAUACGAUUGUUACUGAAACAGAGAAGGUUGAGUUACUGACUUGGUCAUUUGCUGCAAUUCAUAAUCAAGAUUAUUUAGGUGAAGAGGCUAAACAAUGUAGAGAUAAGAUUCUAAGUGAAUACCCUGAUAUGUUAAAAGUUAGCUACAGCAAUGAUAGUAUUAGAGAUGUAGAGUUUUCUUUGUGUGAAUUUAUGAAAGCUAUUAAUAGUACAGGUCAGACGGCUCCAGGAACGGAUGAUGGAAAACAUCACUCUGGGGUGUGCAGGCGUUUUCAUUAUUACGAAACAGUUGAACACAUUCUUCUGCAAUGUGAAGCAUACAAGGUGAAAGAAAGCAAUGCAGGCUGCACUACUAGC